AUGCCAACCUUUGUCCCCAAGCCAGGGCAGCCAGAGCGGGUGCCUGGGGACGAGGAGCUCUCGGAAAGCUUAGUGAGCGAGCAGCGUGCUGGAGGCCACCAGGAAGGCCAGGACACCAGCUGGUGCAGGAACGCGCUGGCCGUGAUGCUGCUGGGGCAUGCCCACUGGGCCGACUCCAGCACCCGGGGGCCAUCUCCUCAUUCAGCAUCCCCACCCCUUCCAGGGCCAAGGCUUGUGUUCAACCGAGUGAAUGGCCGGCGGCCCCCUACCACAUCCCCAUCCGCCGGGGCGACCCAGGAGACCUACACACUGGCCCACGAAGAGAAUGUCCGCUUUGUGUCCGAAGCCUGGCAGCAAGUGGAGCAGCAGCUGGGUGGUGGCCCAGCCGGUGAGAGCAGUCCGAGGCCUGUGCAGUAUGUCGAGAGGACCCCCAACCCCAGACUGCAAAACUUCGUGCCCAUCGACCUGGAUGAGUGGUGGGCACAGCAGUUCCUGGCCAGAAUCACUAACUGCUCCUAGCCGCCGCUUUGGAAGGAACGUCGCCUGCACGGGCCUGGCCCUGCCACAUGGCAGAUCUCUGCUAGGAGGAGACCACGUGUACCCACUGCAGCAGGUCGUGUUUCCCUCUGGGCCAGGCUGGACGCCAGCCACACCUGAAGUGCCAGCAUUUGGACUUUUGUACCUUCUGACCCCUUGGCCCAGCUGUGCCAGGCUGCCAGGGGCUGAACCUGUCUGACCUCAAUCCUGCUCACUGUGCCUGGGGACCAGCCCCUGGGGCUGGUAUGGCAGAGCUCCAGGUUAAUAAAGUCAAGAAACUGCCUUUUCA
This is a messenger RNA of Myotis lucifugus (little brown bat), 826 nucleotides long. It is a transcript of the gene MCRIP2, whose product is annotated as MAPK regulated corepressor interacting protein 2. NCBI's taxonomy places the organism in Eukaryota, Metazoa, Chordata, Mammalia, Chiroptera, Vespertilionidae. The transcript has 7 exons. Bases 1 to 519 code for a protein of 172 amino acids. The record is from RefSeq and is a predicted model, not a curated record.